Molecule: messenger RNA, 2508 nt
Organism: Ahaetulla prasina
Lineage: Eukaryota; Metazoa; Chordata; Lepidosauria; Squamata; Colubridae
Product: ras-related protein Rab-1B
Exons: 6
Coding region: 338-943 (201 amino acids)
Molecular function (GO): GTPase activity; GTP binding
Source: RefSeq, a predicted model, not a curated record
GUGUGUGUGAGAGAGAGAGAGCGCCGGCACCUUGACGGAGUAAAAACAAAAAAAUAUCAGAGCGGAGACUACGCCUCCCGGCUUGCCCCGCGCGCGGCCCGCGCGUGCGCGUUGAUAAAGUCGCCCCUGCGGGGUGAGGGCGGGGGGAGCGGCGGCGGCCAUCUUGUGCGAGGAGCGACCGGAGCCGCCAGGCAGGAAGCCCCGAAGGAGGCCGGAGGAAGGAAGGAAGGAAAGAAGGGGGGGAAAAAAAAGAAAGGAAGGAAGGAAGGAAGGAGAAGCCGACAGCAGAGCCUCCUGCCCGCCCGCCCGCCGCGGAGGAGCCGCCGCCGCCGCCGCCAUGAACCCCGAAUAUGAUUACCUGUUCAAGUUGCUUCUGAUCGGAGAUUCCGGUGUAGGGAAAUCCUGCCUCUUGCUACGGUUCGCCGAUGACACCUACACAGAAAGCUACAUCAGCACCAUCGGGGUAGACUUCAAAAUCCGGACCAUCGAACUGGAUGGCAAAACGAUUAAGCUGCAGAUUUGGGACACAGCUGGGCAGGAACGGUUCCGGACUAUCACGUCCAGCUACUACCGAGGGGCCCACGGCAUCAUCGUGGUCUACGAUGUAACGGAUCAGGAAUCGUACAACAACGUCAAGCAGUGGCUGCAGGAGAUUGAGCGUUACGCCAGCGAGAACGUCAACAAGCUGCUCGUCGGCAACAAGUGCGACUUAACCACAAAGAAGGUGGUGGACUACACAACCGCCAAGGAGUUUGCCGACUCGCUUAGCAUCCCCUUCCUGGAGACGAGUGCCAAGAAUGCCACCAACGUGGAGCAGUCCUUCAUGACCAUGGCAGCCGAGAUCAAGAAACGGAUGGGCCCCGGGGCCACGGCCGGCGGGGACCGGCCCAACUUGAGAAUCGACAGCACUCCGGUCAAACAAGGAGGCGGCGGCUGUUGCUGAACAGGAGGGACAUGAUGGCUUUGAAGGGGAGGGGGGGACGGGGGGUGCGCGUGGGACCAGCCGAGACAGCGGGGUCCUGCCCCCCUCCUCACCGUCCAGCCCCUUCCUCCUCCUCCAAUUUUUUCCCCCCAUUCUCCAAAGGUGGCUUUCCGGAUGAUACCUCCGUUCCGGAGGGGGACGGGGCCUUCCUCCCUUCCAGCACAGCUGCUGCUCCGAGCUGCUGCUCCGUCUUUAGCUGUUUUAUGUCACCCCCUCCCCUUUUAACUCUGGACAGGGAGGCAGGAGAGGCCGGGGGGGGGGGUGUUGUCUCACCAGGCCAAGCUUUCCCUGUCCCUAGUUUUGUUUUGGAGGGUGGGGGGAACACAUCGGUCUCUGUUUGAUGGGGCGGGGAGACAGAGGGCUCCCACUCCUGUAGGCAGGAACUGGGUGGCACUUUCUUUUACUGCAAGGGGAGGGGGGUGUUGUCUCAGCCCCCUUCCUCCCCCUUCCUUCUCUCCCCCCCCCAGCCCAAAUCUCUCUCUCUCUCCCUAUUUGGUAAUCCAUAGCUGAGCGUUCCCCUCUCCACCCUUCAGUCUGCCUGCUUCCUCAUCUCCUCCUCCUCCUCCUCCUCCUGCCCUUAAGUAGGAGAUCCCCCUCAACCAUCAAUGAAGGCUGUUCACCCCACCCCACCCCCUCCUUCCUGCCUCUGUUUGAUGGUUUCCUUUCCACCCCCCACCGCCAGACUAUGUCAUUCCUUCACUGGCCCUUCCUGAACUCCCUCCUCCUCCUCCUUUCCCCCCCACCCCUAGGGUCUUUCAACCCACCCCUACCCCCAAUCCCCCUCUCAGCCACCCUUCUCCCCAAAGUCUUUCUCCCUCCCAGCACCAUCGCUGCUUUUGUCCUUUUGCGGGGUGGGGGGGAGUAGGAAGAGGGAGAUUGGGAGGGGGGUUGUAGAGUGGUGGGGGGAGUAGAGCCAGGGUAGGGGGGGGAGUGUUGGGGCUCUUCCCCAGCUUCUGCAUUUCACAGUCAAUGAAUGUAUCUCUGCUGGGCAGCCCCUCCGAGCUUGUGAAUAAUUUUGUAGGGUCUCCCUUCCCUCAGCCCCCCUGGGCUCCCCAUUUUUUCCUCUUCCUCUCGUACCUCCCCGUGUAUCAGUGACCAAACAUAGCCCCCCCCCUCCCCGGCCCAGGUAUCUCUUCUCCCAUGCUGCUGGACCCAGCCCCCUUGCAAAACCUGCUCCUUUCCCCCCCACACCUUAUUUUUAGCAGCAGGAAGUCCUUUCCUUCCCCAGCCACUUGUCUGCCCCCUCAUCCUCUCCCGCUUGCUCGCUCGCUCGCUGGUCCCCUUCCUCGCCCAACAACCCACCCACCCCCGCCGCUUUAUUUAAGGAACGUCAGGGACCCCCACCGCGGGGUGGAAAAGUUUUCCGUCGGCUCUCGAUUUCGUCCGUUUUGUUUUUUUUUCCACAAGUGACAUUACAAAACACAGAUGAGAGGAAAAGAGAAAAGAAAAAAAAAGAGGGAGGGAAAGAAAAGAAAAAAAAAACGAAUAAAAUAUAACCAGCCUCUGCAAAACGAGGAUUUUCCAGG